This is a messenger RNA of Frankliniella occidentalis (western flower thrips), 3333 nucleotides long. RefSeq names its product phosphatidylserine synthase (gene l(3)77CDf). The record is from RefSeq and is a predicted model, not a curated record. Gene Ontology annotation, biological process: phosphatidylserine biosynthetic process. Gene Ontology annotation, molecular function: L-serine-phosphatidylethanolamine phosphatidyltransferase activity. NCBI's taxonomy places the organism in Eukaryota, Metazoa, Arthropoda, Insecta, Thysanoptera, Thripidae. The transcript has 9 exons. The coding region runs from base 122 to 1504 and encodes 460 amino acids.
AUUAAUAACCCACGAGGACGCGAACCCGAUGAUGCGACCGAGCCUUCGCCCACGAUAGGACGUCGUAGAAGGUGGUGAAGAAUUUGGUAUUCUUAUGUGACAGCGAGAGUUUACAAGCAAAAUGGAACCGCGGAAUACGAUAAGUAAACGUCCAGAAGAUGACAUCUUCAAUUCUAUGAACGAACGCCCCGUCGAUGAUAUUUCCUUGGAGUUUUUCUACAAGCCCCACACCAUUGCUCUUCUCUUCACCUCCAUAGCCGUUGUGAUUUCAAUAUCAUUUACAAGAUCAGAUGAAAACAUUGAACACAACUACUGGGCUGGCUUCAUGUGUGUGAUAUUCUUCUUCCUCAUCAUAUCUGUGUUAGCCUUCCCCAAUGGGCCAUUUACUCGACCUCAUCCUGCAGUCUGGCGAAUAGUAUUUGGUUUGAGUGUUCUUUACUGCCUUAGUUUACUCUUCCUGCUUUUCCAAAACUACAACACAGUCAGAAACAUAUUCUUCUGGUUGGAUCCUGAACUGAGAGAUUUUCAUAUUGAUAGUGAGAAGGAGUAUGGUGUGAACUGCUCUGAUUAUACAUUCCAAAGAAUAUGGAGCACAGUUGAUGUGUUUGCUGCUGGCCACUUUUUUGGAUGGGUUUUCAAAGCAGUGUUAGUCCGUCAUCUUGGUAUAUUGUGGGCUAUGAGUAUCAUGUGGGAGCUAACAGAGAUGAUUUUUGCCCAUUUACUUCCAAACUUCAUUGAGUGUUGGUGGGAUGCUUGGAUUCUCGACGUACUUGUGUGUAAUGGACUUGGUAUUUGUGUUGGUUUAUGGAUAUGCAAACGCCUGGAAAUGAGAGAUUACAAGUGGGCCAGUAUCAGGUUCCCAGAAUGUAUUGAGAGACAUCUAAUAUACUGGGACAUCCACACGGCCACCGGAAAGAUAAAACGGGCUGUUCUUCAGUUUACACCUAGUAGCUGGACUCCUGUGCGAUGGCUGGAUCCAAACUGCACUUACAUGCGAUUUGUUGCAAUAUGCCAACUGGUUAUCUUCUGGCAGGUCUCAGAACUUAAUACAUUCUUUUUGAAACACAUUUUUGAAAUGCCUCCCUCUCAUCCCAUUGUUGUGGGACGCCUGUUCUUAGUUGGCAUCGUGGUUGCACCUUCAGUCAGACAAUAUUAUACUUACGUUACUGACCCUCGGUGUCUCAGAGUUGGCACUCAAUGUUGGGUGUAUGGAGCCAUAAUGGUUUCAGAGAGUUUGCUGUGCAUUAAGAAUGGAAGGCGUCUAUUUCAAAACACCCAACUCAGUAAUAUUUUGUUCUGGCUUUUAUUACAAGCAGUAGUGUCUAUUCUUUUCCUCUGGGGAAUAGCUCAGUAUCACAAGUACUUCCCGAAGGGUGAAGCUGAUGUAUCUAGAGAUUCAUCUCCAGUCAAGUCCCAAGAUUCUGACUCUUAUGAUGAAACAGGCAAUGUCCGUAAAAGGCAUGUUACAUUCCGCAGCCAGCAAGAGCAUGAGAGAUCAGACUGAAAAGAGGCCUAAGACUUGUAUUUGAGAUCUCAACAUUAAAGCAUCUCCACUGCUCUCUACUUGGAGCUUUGCUUGUCGUUAGAUUUUAGGGAGUUUUCCUGCUUCAGUGUUCAUGUGUGUUUCUGCUCAUUGAAAAUAUUUUAGAUGCCAAAGGGUGUCAUAAAUGGCCAUUAAUUUCAAACUAUAAACCUGGAAGUAUCUAAAUAUGAUUAUUUGAUAGGUUUGUGUGUGGUAGUAAAGUGUCUUUUUUUCCUUGUCUGAAAUUGAUUCUACUUCGUCACAUACAUAUAAUGUAUGUAAAUUAAAACUGUAGAUGUUAAGAUGCACAAUGCAAAGAAACUCUUUCUAUUGAAUCAUAUUUUACGAUAAAGAGCUGCAGGGUAGAUUUCAUUUUUUCUUGAUGACAACAAAUCUAUUUGGGUGCCACUAAAUUACUACUAUUUUAUGUUGUAAUCGAAAUUGUAGGAUAUGAGGCACGAUUCCCUUUCCAUAGUAUGAUUUUAGAAGAGAUUAAUUUCUUUUGUUUUGUUUUAAAUGCUAAUGUUAGUUUUUUAGAUGUGUGUUGUAGUAGUCAGAAUUGGAUAUUAUUUAUGGUGAUGAAUGACUGUAUCCAAAAUACUAUCUAUUCUUUGUGCAUUGUCUAGUGAUGCCAAAAUGGAAUGGCUGUGUUAUGUUAACAGGAUAUGUAACAACAAGUUAUUUUACUCAGGAGCCAAAGAGUACUUAUGUCCUUUUUUAAACUGCUCAUGUUGAGUACCCCCAGUUCAAGUCAUGUGAAAAGUAUGGUUGUGUUACAUAGUGCCGAUUUAAAAUCAAUUGUAGAUUCAAAAUAUUAUCAGAAAUACUGUGAGUGUAAUAUUUUCUUGGUAGUUGGUAAUUCUUUUGCCACAACUUUUGCAGUAUUUGAAUAAUAGUAGGCCAGUUUUUAUGUAAAUGUACCUGUGUGAGUCAAGUUUGCCAAUCACUUUGUGCCACAUCUAUGGACCAAAUGGCAAUGUCAACUUCAUUAAGUCACCUUAUGCUACAUUUCUUUUAGUGUCCCUACUCUUAGGUUGAAUUUUAAGAUGUUUUAUCACUGCUGCUCAGUGCAAAAUGAGGUAUAAAAACAAUAUCUAUCUAAAGUGCCUGACCAGAAUCGAUGUUUUAAGGAAAUUGUUUUUACCUAUCUGUCUAGCAUUUAAUUCAGGGUCUUGAAUGAGAACCUUCCACACCCGUCCCUCUAGGUAUGGGUUGAAGGUAGUUGCUUUGAACAUAAUCAAUGUUUACAAUUAUUGUUUUGAAUCAACUUUCAUAUGUGAAACCCUUUUAUAUAUUAAUAUGCUGGUCUUAAGUCAGAUGGACAUAUCUAUCUUUAUUACUGAAAAGAAUUUACCUCCAGUUUUCUUGUUUGUUUAUUUUGACAGUUCUUAUCUAGAUGCCAUAUUUGAGACUCUCUUACAGUUUUAAGAGAUAUAGGUGUCUGAUGCCUACAAUAUGUAACGGAAAAGGUGAAAUAUUUGUUGAGUAUGCCUUGAUGGAAUAAUAUAAACUAGUCUGUGGCAAUUUUAAUUAAGUCUAUGUGUAGGAAUUGUUCCAUUUUGUCGCUCAGUAGUUAGUCCUAGUUUGUAACCUACCCAUCCCUCAUUGCUCACAGCAUCUUGUUAAUAUUCCCGUCCUCAUCUGUGUGUUACUCAUUAAUAAGUACACCUUUAAUUAAUUUUCAUCUAGAUAUUCGUAUAGUUUACAUUGGCUUCUGAAAAAUGUUCUGUUAAGUUAAUACCACUUUUAUGUGCCAUCUGCAUUAUAAUUUAAAGGUGUAAAAUAAAAGACUAUGAGCAGUGGAAAUGAAA